Scleropages formosus (Asian bonytongue) is the source of this 4214-nucleotide messenger RNA. It is a transcript of the gene prkd3, whose product is annotated as protein kinase D3. The record is from RefSeq and is a predicted model, not a curated record. Gene Ontology annotation, cellular component: cytosol. Gene Ontology annotation, biological process: protein phosphorylation; intracellular signal transduction; phospholipase C-activating G protein-coupled receptor signaling pathway. Gene Ontology annotation, molecular function: protein serine/threonine kinase activity; ATP binding. The coding region runs from base 866 to 3544 and encodes 892 amino acids. NCBI's taxonomy places the organism in Eukaryota, Metazoa, Chordata, Actinopteri, Osteoglossiformes, Osteoglossidae. The transcript has 19 exons.
AGCAGUCACAGCUGGAUAAUAAGAUGCGCAUGAACCAAAGAACUCCGUGAAUAGAGGAGAAACUUUUCAAAGGGGGGGGAGAGAACUUGGAAAUGUGACUUGCUGUCCGUUUUUGCUUGCUUUUUUCAGUGCAUAUAUUUAUUUAAUCAAUUCCUGUCGGGUUUUCCCCCGCGCUUCUCUCUCCAAAGAACGCUGAGUGACUGAAUGAACUCCCAUCUUCCGAUUUUUUUUUUUUUUUUUUUUGGCGUUCCAAUUUAAAGUUUUUCUGCACUUCUUUGCCAGGACAACAAAACCGCCCUCUUCGGAGAAGAAAAAAAAGUCAAGGUUUCCGGAGGCCGAAGCACGACGUCGGAUGACUGCGAUCUGAAAUAAGCAGCAGCGGACCACAGCGAGCGCCAUAAUAAUAAUGUUCGAGUUUAAUUAAAGCAGGGACUCGACUUAAACUCGCUCGCCUUCUGGAGGAUGUCGCAGAAACGGAGCUGCCCGUAGAGGUCACGCGCCUCUCGGUUUUCUUGGAGAAGUGAGCUGAAAGGCAGAGGAUGAAGUGGGAAUCAACAGGUGUCUGAGUCUGGGACGGAGGGGCACGCAUCUUGGUGUGUGUGUGUUCAGGCUUUAAGGGCGGCCCACUAUGCGCCUGCGUGUGAGGAGGCCGGUGCCGGUGCCGAUGCGCUAGCGUGUGUCGCUUUUGCGGGCUCGCAUCGGGCCUCUUCGUCGCAGACGUCAUUUUCACCCUUGGAUGAUCCAGCGCCAGUGUGGGCUCAUAUGAGAGCUCAAAUGCCCCAGUUCUCGUCACCGGGGUGUUAGACUGUGAACGCUGACUUUUUUUUUUUGGACUCGACUCAUCUCAGCACUUGGAAGCAGCCCAAUGUCUGCCUGCAGCAGCUCAUCUCCUCCGUCCUUGCCUAAAGCAUACAGCCAUCCUCAGCAUCCCGCCGCCCCGCCGACCCCGUCCCCCUCCCCGAGCCCUCCCGUGCCCCUCUACAGCCGCCUGUCCAACGGGAGCCUCAGCGCCCCGAGUCCCACCAACUCCAGGGGGUCUUUCCACGGCAUAUCCUUCCUGCUCCAGAUCGGAUUGACCAGGGAGACGGUCAGCCUGGAGGCGCACGACCUGUCGCUGUCCGCCGUGAAGGACCUCGUGUGCUCCAUAGUGGACCAGAAGUUCCCGGAGUGCGGCUUCUUCGGCAUGUACGACAAGAUCCUGCUCUUCCGCCACGACCUCAGCUCGGACAACAUCCUGCAGCGGCUGACGUCGGCCGAGGACAUCCACGAGGGGGACCUGAUCGAGGUCGUCCUCUCUGCUCUGGCCACCGUCGAGGACUUCCAGAUCCGGCCGCACGCUCUGUACGUGCACUCGUACAAGGCGCCCACGUUCUGCGACUACUGCGGGGAGAUGCUCUGGGGCCUCGUCCGCCAGGGGCUCAAGUGUGAAGGCUGCGGCCUGAACUACCACAAGCGCUGCGCCUUUAAGAUCCCCAACAACUGCAGCGGAGUGCGGAAGAGACGCCUGUCCAACGUGUCCCUCCCGGGACCCUCGCUGUCGGUGCCCCGUCCCACCCCUGCGGACCAUGCCGUCGUCACUCCAGAAGAGCAACGGCCCCAUCAGGAGGCGGGCAAGCGAAUUCCGUCCUGGAGCGGCCGGCCCAUCUGGAUGGAGAAGAUGGUGCUGGGCCGAGUCAAGGUGCCCCACACCUUUGCGGUCCACUCGUACACGAGGCCCACCAUCUGUCAGUACUGCAAGCGCCUGCUCAAGGGCCUCUUCCGCCAGGGCAUGCAGUGUAAAGAUUGUAAGUUUAACUGUCACAAACGGUGCGCGUCCAAAGUACCCAGGGACUGCCUAGGCGAGGUAGUGUUCAACGGAGAACCGGCGAGCCCCGGGCCGGACUCGGACACCACCAUGGAGGUGGACAGCAGCGACGUGAACAGCGACGGGGGGCGAAGCCUGGACGACGCGGAGGGGCCCUCCACGCCAGAGGAGAAGAUGUUCUUCAUGGACUCGCCGUUCCUGGACGGAGAGAAGGACGAGGAGGCGGUCAAGACCAUCAGCCCCUCAACCAGCAGCAAUAUCCCCCUGAUGCGGGUGGUCCAGUCCAUCAAACACACCAAGCGGAGGAGCUCCACCGUGGUGCGAGAGGGCUGGAUGGUGCACUACACCAGCAGGGACAACCUGAGGAAGAGACAUUACUGGCGGCUGGACAGCAAGAGCUUGACGCUAUUUCAGAACGACACGGGAGCCAAGUACUACAAGGAGAUCCCCCUUUCGGAGAUCCUGCAGGUGGAGACGGCGCGCGACUUCUCCAGCCUCGCCCAGGGCAGCAACCCGCACUGCUUCGAGAUCAUCACCGACACCAUGGUCUACUACGUCGGGGAAAACAACGGCGCUCCGUUCCACAACCCGGCCCUGGCUGCGUCCGGGGUGGGCCCCGAGGUGGCCCAGAGCUGGGAGAAGGCGAUCCGGCAGGCGCUGAUGCCCGUGACGCCGCAGCCCAGCGUGUGCACGGCCCCGGGACAGGGCAAGGACCACAAGGAGUUGUCCAUCAGCAUUUCCGUGUCCAACUGCCAGAUCCAGGAGAACGUGGAUAUCAGCUCCGUGUACCAGAUAUUUGCAGAUGAGGUUUUGGGGUCGGGGCAGUUCGGAAUUGUCUACGGAGGCAAACACAGGAAAACGGGAAGAGACGUUGCCAUCAAAGUGAUCGACAAGAUGAGGUUCCCCACCAAGCAGGAGAGCCAACUGAGGAACGAGGUGGCCAUUCUCCAGAACCUGCAUCAUCCGGGGAUCGUGAACCUGGAGUGCAUGUUCGAGACUCCAGAGAGGGUGUUUGUCGUCAUGGAGAAGCUGCACGGCGACAUGCUGGAGAUGAUCCUGUCUAGCGAGAAGAGCAAGCUGCCCGAGCGCAUCACCAAGUUCCUGGUCACGCAGAUCCUGGUGGCUUUGAGGCACUUGCAUUUCAAGAACAUUGUGCACUGUGACCUGAAGCCGGAGAACGUCCUCCUGGCAUCGGCAGAGCCUUUCCCUCAGGUGAAGCUGUGUGACUUUGGCUUUGCCCGCAUCAUCGGGGAGAAGUCGUUCCGCCGCUCGGUUGUUGGCACACCUGCCUACCUGGCUCCUGAGGUCCUGCGGAGCAAGGGUUACAACCGCUCGCUGGACAUGUGGUCCGUGGGUGUCAUCGUCUACGUCAGCCUGAGCGGAACUUUCCCCUUCAACGAGGAUGAGGACAUCAAUGACCAGAUCCAGAAUGCUGCCUUCAUGUACCCGCCAACGCCCUGGAAGGAGAUCUCUGCAGAAGCCACAGAUCUCAUCAACAACCUUCUUCAGGUGAAGAUGAGGAAACGGUACAGCGUGGACAAGUCCCUUAGCCAUCCCUGGCUGCAGGACUACCAGACAUGGCUGGACCUCAGGGAGUUUGAGACACGGAGGGGCGAGCGCUACAUCACGCACGAGAGCGAUGACGCACGCUGGGAGGCGUAUGCCGACGCGCACAACCUGGUCUACCCAAAACACUUCAUCAUGGCGCCCAACUUGGAAGACAUGGAGGAGGACCCCUAGAGGCCCGGAGGACCCUCGCUUCCUCGGCUUUGCGAAAGACCUUUGUGGGUGUCCUCUUGGCAGGAAGCGGCUGACGCGGCGGCCGACGGGCCGGAGCCGGAGAGACGCACGCGUGAAGGAGCGCGCGAGCCCAAAUCGAGCCAUGAUGUGCGCUACCACACGGGACAGACAGGUGGCGCCGUGCCAGUGACGAUACGGCCACGAUGCUGCGCCAGAUGGGAGACGUGAACGUUCAGGGCUGUUUUUCUUUUUCUUUUUUUUUAAAUAAAUCUAAACAUUUCAGGAUUCAGAGCUCCCCACCCCUCCUGAAAAUAAGUAGCUGCCUUUUUUUAUAAGCCAUGAAAAUGCAGGUAUAUGAAACACAGUAUUUUGUUUAAAAACAGCUAUUUUCUCCUUUCCCGGAGCCUUCGUGUUAAUACCGGUAAAAUUUUAGCGUAACGACUAGUUCUUACACACGGAGAAGGGCUAAAUGUUGGACCUCACAGAAGACAGAGAAAAGCACACUAUUUGUUUCCACAGCCUAUUUUUUUAAAAGUGAGACUAAAAAAUCUAAUGUUUUAAAAUCUCUGCAGUAGCACAUUAAUUCUGCUUAUAGUAUGUGUGCUAUUUUUUUAGAAAAACAUUUAAUGACUUCAUUGGAUGGUAUUAAACUGGAACACAUGCAGUAUGA